Messenger RNA from Parascedosporium putredinis, 801 nucleotides. The record is from the annotation of a GenBank genome assembly. Lineage: Eukaryota; Fungi; Ascomycota; Sordariomycetes; Microascales; Microascaceae.
AUGGCCCCAAGACGUUCUGGCCUUUACUCCUUGCUCAACGAUGGCUCUUCAGAAUACGAUAUGAUGUCAGAAUCAGACGCUCAUAGCGGGAACACUAGCGAUGCUCCUGCCUCGACUCCCCCUCCCGAAGCCAUUCUUGCGUUGCAUCUGAUAGCCCCAACCGGCUUCGAAGUCCAACCUCACUCACUACGGGUGCAUACCCACAUCCUGGUCCACACCAUGGAAGCUUCACCACAGAGCCGAUACCAUAACGGGGUCGGUCAACCCUACCAGCCCUACGGUGCUGGACACCCGGGCUAUUCAUCACCGAUGGCUAUAGGCCAUGGCGAAAGAGGGACGCCGGGAGCGUACCACCAUGCAGUACAUCCGGGGGCAGGGAUGUCGGGUGCGAUGAUGGCCGGGGAGGCGGGUCUGCCGGCUGGGAUGGCGUCGCUAAACAAGCCGGUCGAGGAUAUGUUCCUCGUACGAAUUGAUACCUACACGGCCUCCAAGGAAGCGGGCGACAAGCGCCAAAAGAAUGCCGACGCCUCCGCGCGCUACCGACGGAGGAAAGCGGAUCAAGCGGCGGAAGAAAAGUCAAAGAUGGCGCAGUUGCAGGAAGAAAACCGAUAUCUCGGAGGCCGCGUGAUCGACCUGACACGGCAGAGAGAGUUUUAUCGAACCGAGAGACAAGCCCUGCGAGAGCUCAUGCUGACAGUGCCGGAGCUUCAGGAGGUCGCUAAGAACCGGCCGCCCACCCUCUGCCGCCGUGUGAAGACUGAUUUGAUGAGAGAGGGGCAGAGUGCCCUUCUCGCCCCCUAG